AUGACAACCGUUGACAGCACCAACUUCCUUGCCAAUGGCGGGUACCUCCAAAAGGGGCGAGAGAAGAACCUCCGGCCGGUCGACUUAGGGAGGAAGACGUUGAGUUUGGCACCUUCUAGAUGGUAUCGCGACGAGAAGAUCUUCCAGCUCGAGCGGCGCGCGUUGUUUUCCACGCUGUGGCACGUGGCGAGUUUCAAGGCGCGCUUUCAGAAAGCAGGGGAUUACCUGACACUCGAGAUGUUUGGAUGGAACUUCUUCCUUAUCCGGGACAAAGACGGGAAUAUCAACGCAUUCCACAACAUCUGCCGGCAUCGAGGCCACCCGGUCACCCAGAAGUCCAGCGGAUCCAGCACGGUCCUGGCAUGUCGAUUUCACGGCUGGUCGUAUCUCCCCACCGGAGACUUACACAAAGCUCGAGAGUACAGCAAUCUUCCAGAUUUUGAUCCCAAGCAAAAUUCGCUUUUCAAGAUCCACACCCACGUGACCGCCCAGGGAUUCAUUUUUGUGAACUUCGAUGCAAGGGAGACUCCUGCGGUGAGUUUCGAGGAGCAAUUUGGUGACGACUUCGAUCCAGCGCCCGCGACAAAGACAGGAAAGGAGAUUGGUGACGAGUUUGCGCUCUUUCCCAACGACGGAUGGGAGUAUGAUCAUACCUGGAAGAGUUCUGUGGCGGGAACCGAGUUCAACUGGAAAACUUUCGCGGAUGGAUUCCAGGAAUGCUACCACUGCCAGACAGGCCAUCCAACAACUCUGCCCAAGGACUUUGCACUAGACCAGUAUUACCUGCGGCAAGGAAUAGGAGCAUCUCGGCAUUUCCUGCCUCCCAAGAAAGAAGGUUUAUCAGAAGCAUAUAUCACCUGGUUGUUCCCGAUCGGUGCGAUCAUAUUUAGUGACAACCUCUUGUUCAUUGCUCGCUUUAACGCAACGGGAGCACUUGAGACAUCGUAUCAAAGUGAAACCUAUCGGAGGUCGAGUAUGCAGAAACCUAGUGCGGAGUACGACCAUUGGAUGGAACAUGACAUUGGAUAUUGGCGAUUCGUCGAGACUGAGGACGUUGAAUUGGCCAUUAACGCCCAGAAAGGGUUCCAAUCCGGGGUUCUGGGGUUAGGCAGACUGCACUCGAUUGAAGAACAUGCGGUCAAAUGGUAUCUUGACAAGGUACGGACUGUGCUAGUGGGACACGCGGAGGCGGAGAAAGCAGAAGGUAAAAAUAUCGAUUUUUCAGUUCCCAAGGCGCAGAGCGAGGCGGCUGAGCAGGACGAACUCUGUAAGUUGGUCGGGCCGGAGUACGAAUGGUAG
Messenger RNA from Fonsecaea pedrosoi CBS 271.37, 1299 nucleotides. RefSeq lists its product as uncharacterized. Gene Ontology annotation, molecular function: 2 iron, 2 sulfur cluster binding; iron ion binding. Lineage: Eukaryota; Fungi; Ascomycota; Eurotiomycetes; Chaetothyriales; Herpotrichiellaceae. The record is from RefSeq and is a predicted model, not a curated record. The transcript is spliced from 7 exons. The coding region runs from base 1 to 1299 and encodes 432 amino acids.